Messenger RNA from Oncorhynchus masou masou (cherry salmon), 6812 nucleotides. Its product is annotated as sodium- and chloride-dependent glycine transporter 1-like. Lineage: Eukaryota; Metazoa; Chordata; Actinopteri; Salmoniformes; Salmonidae. Gene Ontology annotation, cellular component: plasma membrane. The transcript has 16 exons. Gene Ontology annotation, molecular function: glycine:sodium symporter activity. The record is from RefSeq and is a predicted model, not a curated record. The coding region runs from base 616 to 2568 and encodes 650 amino acids. Gene Ontology annotation, biological process: sodium ion transmembrane transport; glycine import across plasma membrane; synaptic transmission, glycinergic.
UGAACAGAACUGACUGAGUGGAGUGCAUGGGAUGGGGUGUUGUUCCACUCUGCAGACCAGUUAGUUAUUCAUUGCUGAGGCCAUCUUAUCUAGUAGCUCCUUUGAAAGCCAACACUGUAGUAAAACCCAAAGCGUGUUCUAUCUUUGAGGGGAAUUGCUCCUUCUGUGACGUUUCCCGUGUGUACCAAGAAUGGUCCACUACCCAAAGGACAUCCAGCCAACUUGACACAACUGUGGGAAGCAUUGGAGUCAACAUGGACCAGCAUCCCUGGGGAACGCUUUCAUCAACUUGUAGAGAAAGAAAAGUUCCUGGAUUAGUGGAGAAUUAAUACAAAGGAGAGACGCCACUUCAGCUACGGUCGGAGACAAGGGAAUCGAGAGAGCAACGGGGCGACGACGCACGCGAGCCGCUGUUACUGAAACAUACCGGUGUCCAGAAGAAGACGAGCAGCAGCACGGACAUAGACUACAUCUUCACGGAAGAGAAAGAGGUCCCUCUGCUUGAAAGCGCUCCUGACUGAAGCAUGGCGGAAAAGCAGUUUCAGGGGAUUCUGGAAAGGUGUGAAUGAAGAACUCAGGAGUGGAAACGAGAGAACCACUGGGCACUAUCAAACCAUGUCAGAGUCCAACAGCAAUGCAGCCUGUUCAGCUGACCAGAAUGGAGCUGUUCCAGGGGAACCCGUGAAGACAGAUAAGAACUCCAGGAGAGGGAACUGGGGGAACCAGAUAGAGUUUAUCCUCACCAGCGUGGGCUAUGCCGUGGGCCUGGGAAACGUAUGGAGGUUCCCCUACCUCUGCUACAGAAAUGGAGGAGGAGCCUUCAUGUUCCCCUACUUCAUCAUGCUGGUGUUCUGUGGGAUCCCUCUGUUCUUCCUGGAGCUCUCCUUCGGACAGUUUGCCAGCCAGGGAUGCCUGGGGGUCUGGAGGAUCAGUCCCAUGUUCAAAGGUGUGGGCUACGGGAUGAUGGUGGUGUCCACCUACAUCGGUAUCUACUACAACGUGGUGAUCUGCAUCGCCUUCUACUAUUUCUUCUCCUCCAUGACCAACCUGCUGCCGUGGACCUACUGCAACAACCCCUGGAACACGCCCACCUGCAACGGCGUGGUGACGCCCACGGGCAUCAACAACACCCUGGCCAAUGUCACCCGCAGCCUGGUCACCGGGGCCGCUGAGGUCGCCGUGGAGGUGGUCAAUAAGACCAAGAGGACCAGCCCCAGCGAGGAGUACUGGAAACACUAUGUGCUGAAGAUCUCAGACGACAUCGGGAAUUUCGGGGAAGUCCGUCUCCCUAUUCUGGGAUGUCUGGCCGUGUCCUGGGUGGUGGUCUUCCUCUGUCUCAUCAGAGGAGUCAAGUCUUCAGGAAAGGUGGUGUACUUCACAGCUACGUUCCCCUACGUGGUGCUGACCAUCCUGUUCAUCAGAGGCAUCACCCUGGAGGGAGCUGUCACCGGCAUCAAGUACUAUCUAACCCCACAGUGGCAUAAGAUCCUUGACGCUAAGGUGUGGGGAGACGCUGCCUCUCAGAUCUUCUACUCUCUGGGCUGUGCAUGGGGAGGGCUCAUCACUAUGGCCUCCUACAACAAGUUCCACAACAACUGCUACAGGGACAGCAUCAUCAUCAGCAUCACCAACUGUGCAACCAGCGUGUAUGCAGGCUUCGUCAUCUUCUCCAUCCUAGGCUUCAUGGCCCACCACCUGAACGUGGAUGUAUCUGAGGUGGCCGACCACGGCCCCGGCCUGGCCUUCGUGGCCUACCCAGAGGCCCUCACUCUGCUGCCCAUCUCCCCCCUCUGGUCCCUGCUCUUCUUCUUCAUGCUCAUCCUGCUGGGCCUGGGGACGCAGUUCUGCCUGCUGGAGACCCUGGUAACGGCCAUCGUGGAUGAGAUCGGUACUGACUGGAUCAUUAGGAACAAAACGGUGGUCACAGGGGGAGUGGCUAUAGUGGGCUUCCUGUUGGGGGUGCCGCUCACCACACAGGCUGGGAUCUACUGGCUACUGCUCAUGGAUAACUACGCUGCUAGUUUCUCUCUGGUUAUCAUCUCCUGCAUCAUGUGCAUCUGCAUCAUGUACGUCUAUGGACACAAGAAAUACUUCAAGGACGUUGAGAUGAUGCUGGGCUUCCCCCCUCCCAUCUUCUUCCGCGUCUGCUGGAGAUUUGUAUCACCCAUCAUCAUAUCUUUCAUCUUGAUCUUCACAGUGAUCCAGUACAAGCCCAUCACUUACAAUGACUACGUGUACCCCGGCUGGUCCCUAGCCAUCGGCUUCCUUAUGGCCAUGUCCUCCGUCACAUGUAUACCCAUCUAUGCUCUCUACAAGAUCUCCAAGUCUGAGGGAACAACAUUUUUGGAGCGGUUGAAGAAUUCCUGCAAGGCGGACAUAAAGUGGGGCCCGGCCCUGAGUGAGCACCGGAUAGGCCACUAUGCCACCCCAGUCUCAGAGGCAGAAGUGGAGGCGCGUCCCCUGAAAGAGGAGCUGAAGGAGAAGGAGGAUGAGAAGAGGGAUGAGAUCAGCCUCACCAUCCAGGGCAGCAACGGCUCCACAGCACACAACACUACCCCCAGCGCAUAGAGGCCCCCCCUGGGCCAGCUCCAGCCCCCUCCCAACCACCCCUCACCCGUUCCCACCGCACUGUGGGGAAAACCCGCUCGCUGGAGACCUUUACAUAUUGUAAGGGCUUAUUAUUUCUAACCUCUAGAGAAAUUGGUCAUCAUCCAAAAGAAUUUUAUUUCUUGUUUCAACAUCAUUUCACAAUGCAGUUUCUUGUAAACACGUUAUUUGUUUUCUUCUUCAUAUUAUGCAGGAGUUGAAGUAGAGAUGCACACUGUAAAGAAAUCCACUCGGAAUUGGCAACUUUUCUAGCGACAGUGCUGGCGGUUUUAAAGCUGGAGACCAAAUGUUCUUUUGGUCAGUGUAGACACAUGGCACCACUAGGGACUGAUCCUUCCCUUCUGUUGUUUUCUCUACGGUAUAGCUUUAGGCUCUCAGUACCCUCUAAUACAUGAUAGUCUCCACUACUCAGACUGUUACGUAUGCUGCUUUAGGGUUACCCAGAACAACUCAUAUUGGAGUAAGCCAGUGGCUAUUUAGCUACUCCGAAAUAUUUUAUUUGAACAACACAUUAAAGCCAUUUUACUUCCAAUGUUGUAAACAACUAACAUACAUUACAGCACCAACUCCCCAAACACACACAGUGUUGGUCUCCAGCUUUCUGAACACCUACCCUGACUGACGCCCAUGAUUUCCCCAUGCCCAUUCUCAGGGUCCCAAAAUGAUUUACUACUUACUGACCAAGUUCAAUACCCGAGUACAUUUUAUUUGAUUAUGGUAGGCUUUACAUAAAAGAGGGAGCUAAGAAAAAGACAACCAUAACAUGUUCACACACAAAAACAAAUGGGUGGAUGGAUGCAACUGAGUACAAUAAAGUGCCAUCUCUCUUUUAGUCUUCCAGGUAUUUCCGUGGGAAAUGCAUCUCAAGAUGUGGCAUCUCACUUGUGAAGGGAACGUUUAAUUGACGACAGAAGCAGCUACAGAUGUAGGCUCUUAAUUUGACCCGUUUUUUUUAACACCAGGAAAAUAAUCAUGCCACAACAGAGUGAUCAAAUGAAGGUCCUACAUCUGUAGCAUAACAAGGAGGGAGGACACAGUGGUGUUGCGUCAUAGCCUCUGUUACUCACAAGUAGGAUUUGCUCCAACAAGGCAUGGUUACCAAAAACAUGUUAAACAUGCAUGAACUUUAAUAUCUCGGUGGCAUAGCUGGAGUAUGUGUCUUUGUUAACUUUUUCAAAACUGAGAGACUUGCAUCAGCAGGUGUCUUUGCAGAGGAAAAUAUGUGUAUUUACAGGCGUUUUAAAGCUCUGAGCCAAGUAGUGAUGUGAUUGGAUGUGGUAACAGGAAGGAGAGAAGCCAUCGGUUGGCCUGGAGAUGGAGUUUGUCUCCACAAGAUAAAAAAAUAUAUAUAAUCAGUUACUGAAUUAUGUAGUUUAUAUGUAGUUGUAUCGUUCUGUCAAUAGAAUUAUCUUAUUUUAUCUUUCAUUAUUGUAAAGUAACAUAGUAAAUAAUUAUAAGGAAGACAUGUUUAUUUUGUAAAGAAGCUACAGUAUCUUAAGAAAUAACAGUAAUGUUUACCAUUCCUCAUCCAUGACUUGAUUUUUAUUGGUAAUUGAUUUAUUUUAGGGGGUUGGAGUGGGAGGGAGAUGUAUUUCAGUCACUUUGUGGCAGGAUGCUGUGGGGUUGUGCUCGCACAGAUAGCUGGAAUUGACAAUUGUCAAGAAGUCCCAAUUCUCUAUCCAAUUCAAUGCAUUCGUCUCUGCUCUGUUACGUUGCAUCUGUGUUGUAUUGAGGCAGAGACCUGUCUGGUAACAUUGUGAAUCCACUGGGUCCUUGCCUGGCCUGCACUGAUGGAGAGAGGUAGUCUGGAAAUGCAGCUGCUUAAGUGCUAGAGCAUCGCAUCUUAGUGAAACUUCAGAUGUUUUAUUUCUUCUUUAACCAGUACAUCACUGAAUAUAAUAUUCAACAUCUUUGUCAGACUGCAUAAAUCCAGUUUCUGCUGUCGAAUAUAUGACUGAGUUGUUCUCCUUCCAUUUUACUUCAGUUUCUCUGUGUUAAAAGUGUCAUGACAGUUAGUUAUCCAGACACUCAGGGGAGUAGGUAGUUACUUAGUGGUGAAAGUAUUUGGUUAUUUGGUUCCGAUUGGCCUCUUAUUGCCUAUGUAGGGCACUAGGGCUCUGGUCAAAAGUAGUGCACUAUAAAGGGAAUAGGGUGCCAUUUGGGACGUACCGAAACUCGUUGGUUAUUUGAACUAACACAAAAAGCACACCAGUAGGUUAGAUGCAGCCCAACAGACUCAAGCUUUACUUCAGAUGACAACAGACUAGUGUGUUCUCCUUUGAUGCUGACAGAAGCACAGUACGGCCACACCAAUCAACCUGUUCUAAAGCAGAGUAGGAGUGGCCCUGGAAUAGCACAGGAUAUUAAUAAUGAUGAUGGUUUUAACUGAUGUGUUCUAUACACUGUGGAUACAUAUCAUUUUGGUAAUAAGGAGUUUACAGCAGGUGUAAAUGGUUGAGCUAAAGUGGGUUAGUAUAUAAUGGCCCCGAUGACAGGAUUUGAUAACAGAAUGAAAUGGUGUAUGAUUAUUCUAGACAUGCCGGCUCAGGUCAGGUUGCCUCUGGAUGCUUCCAGGGAGUCCUCUAGGACUUUUAUUUCUUCUUUCUCCUGUUACUGUUAAACUGUUGACUUGUAGUCCUCUUAUUUAUUAGCUACAGUAGCUAGUAAGUUAAGGAUAACCACCAUGCUAUUGCAACCGUUUGGUCUCUGCUGUCCACCGAACUCUUCCUCUAUCAGAUACUUGUACAGUCGUGUAAAAACUGGUGUUUGUGUGUUUAUUUGUUUUUAUUUGGGGGUAGGCAGGAUUUUUUUCUUGUAGUAAAAGUAGCCGAUGUUAAGUGUAAUAUGUAUUUGUGUGUAGUCGAUACCUUACUACUGAGGACUGUUCUUAGGUCAGGAUAGUGUCAGUAUUGAUGUCAUGUAAUUCUAAUCAAUCAGUAACUAUCAAUUUUGUCAUGUAACAAAACACAAUCUACCUUUUAAGAGAUCUUUUGUUUGUUUUUUACUAAAAAAUAUAUAUAUUUUAUUGUCACAAGUGAAUCAUCCAUGUUCAGUGACACUACCUUUAUCGUGUUCUAAAAGCCAGCUGAUAUCAAAAGUAUUGCCAAACAAAAGCUUGGGUUGAAACUUGAAAUUUGCAUUUUACAGUAUGUUCUGUUGGAGGUACAUGACGGUUGGGGAAAGUAUAUAAUAACAGUAUUAAUCCAUUUUACAUAGUAAUAAUGCCAAUAGUAUUAAGCCAACACCGUGGUACUAUACUGCAGCGACAUCCGGUUACAAUGUAGUGACUGUUCUGUAAAUUCCGUUGUGUAAAGAGACUGGCCUUUUCAAUUUGAUGGGGUAUUUCACAUGUGCAUAUAAGGCAAACAAAAGAUUACAGAAAUCAAACGCCAAAAUCGGUAACAUUAUAACUGCAAUAAAUAUGACAUUAGAUCAAAAGAUCAAUGUAUUGGGGAAGUGUUUUAGAAUGUAAACUAAUUGGACAAUAAGGAAUGGGUUCAACCAAAUGUCUCAUAUCCAGAGUAAGAAUCUUAUCUUAUUCUUCCCUUUUUGCACUGGGAUUAUUAUUUGAUGAACUUGGCAUCUGGUGAGAUCUUUCCUUCAAAAUUAAUAUAAGCAGGUAGUGAAAAAUGUACACUCAAGGACACAUUAGAUGAAUAUUCAUAUUUUUUGGACAUUUGUUAUUCAUCUCAUUUAGAAAUCGUUGUUGUAAGUCAUCUAUAUAUGGGAUGUAAGAAAUGAAUACGUUACCAGUUCUGAAAACUGAUACUCGGCCUCUGCUGUACUAAAACUGUGAUUUAUCUACUCUGGUUUUCUACGAUCACCGAGGAGAUCUCUUGAAUUUCUAACUCAUAAACAUGUUUUUACACGUUUUUUUUUUCAGCACUUUAAAUCAAGUCAUUUGUGUUUAUAACAUAUUUAACAAUACAAAGUUCCAUAUUGAAAUAAGGCCUUUACAGUGGUCUGCACAAGCUGCUGUGUCAACAUGUCAGCAGAGAAGACACAAUGUUAUGCCGAUGUCAAUUCUAUCACAGUGGAGAAUAAAGCACAAAUGAAAUGAACACAGUACUGGUACUUUCUCAUAUAUAUCUAACCAUGUCUCUUGAACCUUAGGGCCAAAAUCCAUUGAAUUGUCUUAGUCAUGUCAGCUGUAUAUCGUAAACUGUGCCAUUACAAAUGGUAAAUAAAAUCUAUUUUAAAGAUCA